GUGUCAUGUUAAUGUGUGGGUGCUCCCUACUUGAAGCUUAUUGUUUCACAUCUGCACUUCCAACCAACACUCACUUAGCCCCGUCCGAUUACCACCUGCUCCCUCUGACUGUAAACUGACCUGGGGAAGAGGGAAAGGGAGAGAGGGAGAGGAGAUAAAGUAGGUGGUGUCCACCUGACCACCUCCAGCGAUGCAUCAUUAAUGGACAUGCAUCAUUGAUGGCGUCCGUUGCCCACAGGUAGAGCAGUGUAUACUCCUCUGCAUUCACCCCCCACGGCCUGUCACUGGAGACACACAUAGGUCUUUGCAGGAGAAGUCCUACAUGACCGUUUAGUUUAACUUCCAGAGGGAUUUUUCUCCUCCAGGCGUGACACAAACUCUAGGACCAAUGAGUAGUGGUACAGCCAGAGCUGCACCCCCGACAGCCGUGCUGGGCUUGGGUUUGGAUCUCAGUGGACCGUGGCAUCAGAGAGCCGUCCAGACGAGCAGAGCGUUGGUUCAGACGUACCUUCUCACCGGCUCCGUACACCCUCCACCCACAGCAGGAGGAAGCAGGGGGACCAGGACUCCUCUGAGGCUGCCCUUGCUGGUAUCUACAGCCAAAGGGCCUCGCAGGCGAAGCAGCAUGGCUCGGCUCAGCCUCAGCGAGCCGUCCCUCCUCACCCCAAACGAGACCGUCCCGUCUGAGGGUCUCCCCAGCAGCUGUCGCCCCAGCGUUUUACAAAAGCGACCCCCACCUCCUCCUCCAUUUUCCAAAUCAUCAGCCUUACUACCCUGCAAGAGUUGCCACCCAUCCAGGGUCAGCCAGCCCCAUCAGCAGCAGAACCACCAGCCGACCUUCAUCCACUUCUCUCAGGCCAUCCAGCCCAGCUCCAAACCAAGACCAGCGAGGCGUCAUUCGCAACACAGCCCAGUCCUGACCGCAGAGAUGGCACAGGGCGACCUCCGACCUUCAGUGAUUCACCAUCGUAACUCAUUGCCUAACGGAGAGCCUCUGUUUGUCGUCGGGAAGCCCUGUCUUCCAAGCUGCGGUCACCGUCCCGCUGUGUCUGUCGCCGCCGCCGGUUCAGCUCGCACUCAGCUUCACGUGUUUCUACCCACAGAGGCUGAAGGAGAGGAGGUGGACAGUGAGUCUGUGGAUGAGGGUUUCAUGGAUGAGUUGGACAAUAAAAUGACUUCUCUGAAGCUCAAGCAGGGAGGACCAAAGGCAGUUACAGAAAACUAGUGCGGCAACAAGUAUAUGAAAAGUCCUGUCUGCAUACAGCUUGUGUAUUUUUGGUCUUUUUUUGUGAUUUGGGCGACAUUCCUUCGUUCAAAUCAAGAGAAAUUUUGGACGAUACUGUGUCUCCAACUUUGUGGCAGCCUUUCCUGCUUCAGCGUGACAAUGCCAUAUCCAUAUGGAAAUGGUUUCUUGAGUUUGGUGUGGAAUAACUUCAUCCAUCACACCUCUGGGAUGAACUGGAACGCAGACUCAGGCCUCGUCACCCAACAUCAGAGUCUGAACUCUUCACUUGGCUGAACGGAAACAAAGUGGACGCUGUUAUCGCACCAUGUUAAAUAAAGCUCAGUUAAAUAUUGAUAUAUAUAUAUAUAUUUGUGAUGUUUGGACUUUUGGCCAUAUAGUGUUCACUUGUUAAUGCAGCCUGCUCUGCUAAAAGGCGAUGCAUUAAGGUGAAUCUAUGCUGGACAAAAAGACAAAUUAAAGACAUGAAAGUCGUGCAGAUUAAGUAGCUAUUGAAUAUUUUCUUAUUAAUGGUCAUUCUGUUGUAUUGAGAUAGUUAAAGGCUCAGAAAUACAUUUUACCAGCGGGAAAAUAAAGUAAUGUUUCAUUUCACAGUCAGAAAAGUCAUUUUCGCUACAUUUGUUUGUAAAUUAAUGUAUCAUUGCUACUGAAGUUAGGAGCUUGCAGACGAAUCAUAAGCAGAGUUUGGAUAUUUAAGCUUGUGUUAAUGUAAAUACGGUAUGUUGUGCAGAUUUAAUUUUGGCUUCAUUGCUAGAUAAAUGGAUGAAGGAUAAGUAAAUAUGGCAGACUGAUUGAUGAGGCCGGAGACAUGGAUGCAAUAAUAAGUAUAUAAGUAAUAAAUGUACGUUUAUAAAACAGUGUCUGUGUUAUGCAGUCAGUCUCACUCUCCUCGUUCUCUGAGGUGCUUUUUUGUUGCAAAACUUAAUUUUCAGACAGAGGUAUGCCGUACAGCGACUUUAAAAUGUGUGUCUUGUCAUAGUGAUCGUCUUAUGAAAGUAUCACACCUGUAACUCCACAGGAAAGACUAAUCUCCCACUCUCUUGUACAGAAUUAAAAACAUAUCACACCUUUCUUCAGAC
Molecule: messenger RNA, 2322 nt
Organism: Larimichthys crocea (large yellow croaker)
Lineage: Eukaryota; Metazoa; Chordata; Actinopteri; Sciaenidae
Exons: 2
Coding region: 389-1225 (278 amino acids)
Source: RefSeq, a predicted model, not a curated record